UGUCAGGCUUUGUUGUUCAAUGUUUUUGCAGGGGAAGGGAUAAUCUCAGCCAUUCAAUUACCCGCAUCUCGAGGUUUCCUGGUCUUUCGGUUGAUUUUCUUUAAUUCUUCUAAAUUGGCCACUGCUUUGUUUCUUCUUUUAGCUUUUUCUACCAGAAAUCGCUUGUUUUUCAACGCACUAGCGUGUAGGAAUUCUAAGAAUGAAGAUUUUUCGAGCCCUCUUAUUUUGUGUUGACAAUCUUGGCAAUGGAAGUUGCAAAGCUAAAGAUGGUUCUGUUGCUGUUCGCCUUCAUCUGGCUGGUUUCUGCUUCAGACAGUCAUUUGUCUCCGAAAGGAGUAAACUAUGAAGUGGCGGCUUUGAUGUCAAUGAAGAGUAGGAUAAGGGACGAACGGAGAGUGAUGGAAGGAUGGGACAUAAAUUCGGUUGAUCCAUGCACCUGGUUUAUGGUUGCUUGCUCUACCGAGGGCUUCGUGGUUUCUCUUUUCCUGGGUAAAAACGACCCAAAAGAGGGUUGUACAACAUUUGUUUUUCUUACUCGAAGGUAAAGCUGAAAUAUGCUUUUAAUUAUUGUUGUUA
Messenger RNA from Cucurbita moschata (crookneck pumpkin), 576 nucleotides. RefSeq names its product probable LRR receptor-like serine/threonine-protein kinase At5g45780. The record is from RefSeq and is a predicted model, not a curated record. The transcript is spliced from 4 exons. The coding region runs from base 246 to 545 and encodes 99 amino acids. Lineage: Eukaryota; Viridiplantae; Streptophyta; Magnoliopsida; Cucurbitales; Cucurbitaceae.